Messenger RNA from Oncorhynchus keta (chum salmon), 3053 nucleotides. Its product is annotated as transmembrane protein 120B-like. Gene Ontology annotation, biological process: fat cell differentiation. The transcript is spliced from 12 exons. Bases 96 to 950 code for a protein of 284 amino acids. Lineage: Eukaryota; Metazoa; Chordata; Actinopteri; Salmoniformes; Salmonidae. The record is from RefSeq and is a predicted model, not a curated record. Gene Ontology annotation, cellular component: membrane.
AUACAACUGUCUGCGGCUGUACUGUAGCCAUCUGGAGGUUCUGUACAGGGAGUCGGAGGAAGCGAAAUAGCUAGCUCGUGCCGCUAACUGUCACAAUGUCCCUGCAAAGGUGUCAAACUGAUUGGGAAGAAAUUGACCAAGAGUAUCAACAAUUACAGGAAACUCACAAAGUGUACAGGCAGAAGCUCGAUGAGCUCACCAACCUCCAGGCAACAUGCAGCAGUGCCAUUAGUAAACAGCGGAAGGGUCUAAAAGAUCUCGGGCACAGUCUGUGCAAGUGCACAAAAACAAGUGAUGAGAAAGAAACGGAACUGAUCAAAGACAUCCAAAUGCAAAUUAAAGACAAAGAGAACUUCUUCUUUGAUAUGGAAGCCUAUUUGCCAAAGAAGAAUGGAUUGUACUUAAAUUUGGUGCUUGGCAAUGUGAAUGUAACACUUCUCAGCAACCAGGCAAAAUUUGCCUAUAAAGAUGAAUAUGAGAAGUUCAAGCUUUUUAUGACAAUAAUCUUGAUGUUUGGGGCCAUAACCUGUCUCUUUUUGCUCAAUUACCGUGUCACAGAUGAAAUCUUCAACUUCUUGCUGGUUUGGUACUACUGCACUUUGACCAUAAGGGAAAGCAUCCUCAUGAGCAAUGGGUCCCGGAUCAAAGGGUGGUGGGUUUCCCAUCAUUAUGUCUCUACCUUCCUAUCAGGUGUAAAGCUUACCUGGCCAGAGGGGUCCAUGUAUCAGAUGUUUAGAAGUCAAUUCCUUGCAUUCUCCAUUUACCAGAGCUUUGUGCAUUUUCUUCAAUAUUACUACCAAAGUGGCUGCUUAUACCGGUUACGAGCUUUGGGGGAGAGAAAUCAGUUGGACCUCACAGUGGAGGGGUUUCAGUCAUGGAUAUGGAGAGGGCUCACCUUCCUCUUGCCAUUUCUCUUUUCGGCCAUUUCUGGCAGCUGUACAAUGCUAUGACUCUGUUUCGGUUGGCAGGACAUGAAGACUGUAAAGAGUGGCAGGUAUUUAUGUUGGCACUGACAUUUCUUGUCCUAUUCCUGGGGAAUUUUCUCACCACAUUAAAAGUUGUUCAUCAAAAGAUCCAGGAAAAUCCAGAAAAGGUGCAAAAGCAGGAGUGAGAGAGUCUGACUACAGCUCAGAACUCCAAGUGGCCAGUAACCAAUAAGCAAAAGGGCACUUUGACACGCACAGCCGAUGGAAAGAUGGACGGCAGAGGGUUUGUGCCAGGAAAAGACAGAGCAGAGAGACCAAUGUGUCUCGGACCGUGAUGACAGCUGCAACAUUAACCAAUAAUCUUGGCUGAGUGUGCUUUUGUUUCCGAUAACCUGUCAAUGUCCUUGCUACACAUGCAAUCACAACACAGAGCAGCUUUCGUCUGGCAGAUGAACCACUGCGAUCCUGGACCAUUUGAGGCUUGAUCCUUUUAGAUUUAGUGAGUGGACAGACUAAUUAUGGUGUUGAUGUUUUUAGGUCGGAGCAUGAACUACAUGUACAGAGAGCCACUCUUCAAACUAUAUGCAACUCAACAAAGACAAGUAGCAUUAGGUCAGGGUUUCCCAAACUCGGUCCUGGGCCCCUCCAGGUGCACAUUUGAGUGUUUUCCCUAGAAUUACACAACUAAAUCAAAUAAUCAAAGCUUGAUGAUGAUUAGUUGGGUAUUUGAGUCAGCUGUGUAGUGCUAGGACAAAAACAAACGUGUACCUAGGGGGGGCCCAUGACUGAGUUUGAGAAACCCUGCAUUAGGUCAUGAGAAAAGGUGAGUACCUAUAAAAGUAUAUGUAAUGUGUGGUCAUGUCACUACUUCACAUAACUGUUAUCGGUAUGGCAUAUUCGAAUACGUCCAGGGCACAGCCAUUUUUUCACUGUUAUUUGUAACUACAAGUGUCUGUCGUUUUGAUGUUUUUCAGUAAAGAUGCAUUGACCUAUAUAUUUCUCCCCGGUGUGCUGUUGAAAGUUAACCCAUUUGCUUAUUUCUGGAUAGUGACAUGUCUAUAUUAUAUAAACUAAAGCCUGCUUCUUAUUUCAGCAAGGUACCAGCCAGGACAUAACUGAUCAUACAUUUACACAUUUUUAAAUGAUGCGUAUACUAAAGAUACUGACCAGGUUUGAGUAUACAAGGGUUUCUCUUCUGUAGUGGUCUGCACCUUGCUUAGCUGAGUGCCUGGUGGUGUAACAUUUAAGACACAGUGGAUUCAGCAUAGAGACAAAAGUCCAUAUUUUUUUAAAUCCUGUAAUCUGGUUCAAAAUGAUAACUCUUUCAAUUAAUUAUUAUUUGAGAGACUUGUCCAAAUCAGGUUGUGCAAGACGAUGCUGGUUGUUUGAGUUCACCUUGAUCACAAUAUGCUGUUAAGGUCCACAACAAACAAUUGCUGCUAUGAGCACUGGUACUGUGCACAAAUGAUUGGCAAUAAUGUCUUGAGCACGAAUGUGCUGGAGUGAUCAAGUGUAUUUAACUCGGCUGACAUACAUGGUAUGUAUAGUAACGCGUCCACUCUGAACUAUGUACAAUUCUCAAGAGUUUUUGUACCCAUUUUCAGCAUUUAAUUUUUUACUGUUAUUAGAUGUGCAUUUGAACAAAGUCUAAACUUGUAUUACUUAGUGACAGGGCUUUCUAAAUGCCUUAUCUCUCACUGUAGCCUGUCACAAUUGCGUGAUGUAUGUUUUUGUUCCAUUUGGAAUCAAGUGUUAUGUUAUUGGGGAAAAUGUAAGGUCUUGGACUUUUAGUCUUUUCAUUAAAAAAAAAUCUAUUGUACUCUCGAAGGGAACCACUUUUUGUUACACUUGUAGGAAAAAGCUAAAGCAUGUUAUUGAAUUUCACAUUUUGGUCUAAUGGUCAGCUGUCAAAUCUGCCACAAUGCAGUACACAACAGAUCCUAUUUCCUCAUGUAUUGUUAGUUUGGUUUAAUGUUCAUGUCAUGGAUUGUCCUAAGACUAACUUGUGCCUGAAUGUACACCUGUAACAAGAGACACUGGACAAAAUCAUUUAAUUUAUGCUGUCUCUUACUGCUUUUUCACACUGUAUACAUGGCUGUAAGACAAAUAAAACAUCUGAUUAAAAUA